Molecule: messenger RNA, 1386 nt
Organism: Symbiodinium pilosum
Lineage: Eukaryota; Dinophyceae; Suessiales; Symbiodiniaceae
Source: the annotation of a GenBank genome assembly
AUGGCGGACCUCAAAGUCGAUCCCAAAGAUGGCCUGGCCGUCCAGGAUUUAUCCACGCUUGAUGUCAGCACGCUCACGCCCCUGACUCCGGAAGUCAUUAGCAGACAGGCAACCAUGAAUGUUGGCACAAUCGGCCACGUUGCCCAUGGAAAGUCCACUGUAGUGAAGGGCCUCUCGGGAACUCACACGGUGAAAUUCAAGGCCGAAAAGGAGCGUAACAUUACCAUCAAGUUGGGCUACGCAAAUGCGAAGAUCUACAAGCGCGACCCUGGGGAAGGUGACCAGGACCAUCCCUACUGGUCCUCCGGCAGCUCGACCCCAGACGUCGUAGACGACAUGAGGCUGGUUCGCCAUGUGUCUUUCGUGGACUGCCCUGGACACGAUAUCCUCAUGGCUACAAUGCUUAACGGAGCUGCUGUCAUGGAUGCAGCCCUUCUAGUGAUUGCAGGAAAUGAGACAUGCCCGCAGCCUCAGACUUCUGAGCACCUUGCAGCUGUGGAAAUCAUGCGGCUGAAGCAUAUCAUCAUCCUCCAGAACAAGGUUGAGCUCAUCAAGCAGCAGGAGGCGGAGUCCCGCUACGAGGAGAUCAAGAAGUUCGUUGCAGGCACAGCAGCAGAUAGUUCGCCGAUUAUUCCAAUCAGUGCCGUCCUGAAGUACAACCUGGAUGUGAUUUGCGAAUACCUGUGCACACAAGUGCCCAUUCCACCUCGCGACUUCACGUCAAUGCCGGUGAUGAUCAUCAUCAGAUCUUUUGACGUCAACAGGCCGGGAGAGGAGGUGGCCAACCUAAAGGGAGGAGUCGCCGGCGGUUCCAUCCUGAAGGGCGUGCUCAAAAUGGGAGAUGAAAUCGAGAUUAGGCCAGGCAUCGUCACCAAAGAUUCCGCUGACAACGUCCAGUGCCGUCCAAUCCGCUCCCGAAUCAUGUCGCUCCUUGCUGAGCAAAACGCGCUGCAGUUCGCGGUCCCUGGUGGCCUCAUUGGAGUUGGCACCAAGAUCGACCCCAAGCUGACUCGUGCAGACAAGCUUGUGGGCCACGUGCUCGGACAUCCGGGAAAGCUUCCCAGCAUCUACAUUGAGAUUGAGGUGAAGUUCUAUCUGCUGCGACGGCUGCUGGGAGUCAAAACCGAUGGAGAUGGCAAGGCUGGAAAGGUGGCCAAGCUCAAGAAGGGCGAGAUCCUCAUGGUCAACAUCGGCUCUACAGCUGCGGGCGGGAGAGUACUGGGUAUCAAGGACGACAACGAUUACGCCCGAAUUACCCUGACGCAUCCUGUCUGCACACAGGAAGGCGACAAGGUUGCCCUCAGCCGAAGGAUUGACAAGCACUGGCGUCUCAUUGGAUGGGGCAGCAUUGCCAAGGGAUCAACCAUCAAGCCACAGAGUUCCUAG